AUGCGUCUUUGUGCCGUCGUGCUACUGACAGCGGCUACCCUGGUCGUAAGUGCCAGCGCUACAUUAGGCGUGAAAGCUGCAGAAAAUGGUUUGGUUCAUCCGGCUCAAGAUGGAACUCAAGGCGUCAGCGUCAGCAAAUACAGACUUUUGCGAUCCCAGAACACUGCGGAGGACGAACAAGAGGAGAGGACGUUCGGUAUCAAGUCGAUCCCCGGCGUUGACAAAAUCUCCAACUUCGUAAGCAACCAAAAACUGUCAAAAUGGCUGAAGAAAGAUAAGGACGCGGACGCCGUCUUCAUGAAGUUGAAACUCAAUACGGCUGGCGAAAGUAUUUUUCAGAACCCCAAGUUUCUCGUCUGGGCCAAGUACGUGAGCAACUACAAUGGCAAGCACGAAGACAAGAUAGCGUCGAUGUUCCCGACGUUGAUGAAGCAGUACGGUCAGUCUCGUUUGGCAAGGAUGCUCGAAGAAGCCAAGCAAGUGGGAACCACCAAAGAUGUCGCCACCAAACUGCAGACUGAGCAGAUGAAGUUCUGGAAGGAUGCUGGGGUCACAACAGACGAUAUUUUCAAGUCGUAUAAGCUCGACAGUGGAGUGACGAACUUGCUCGAUAACCCUGGAGUGAAUAUUUGGAUCCGAUACGCUGACGAGUUCAACCCUGGCUCAAAGAUAAUGCUCUUCGAAAAACUCAGAUCGACCUAUUCAGACACGGCGUUGUCGCAGAUUCUGAUUGCGGCGCAAAAAUCCUCGAAGACGGAAUUGCUGGCAUCAAAACUGCAGAACCAGCAACUCCGGGUUUGGCUGGACAGGCUGGAACCGCCGGAAAACGUCUUCAAGUUGCUCAUGCUCGACAAGGGGGCAGAUGGGCUUCUUGCUAACCCGCAACUGCAAACGUGGAUCCGAUAUACAGAAACGUACCGAAAAGAGAAUCCCUACGCGAGAAAGGUGACCGUGAUAGAUACUAUGAUGAGCUACUACAGCGACACCGCUAUGUCAACUAUCCUCAAGACGGCAAGGACGCAUAAGGCAAGAUACGCAGCUUCAGGUUUGGAGCGUGAUCUUCUCGCUAGAUGGGCGACAGCUAAAAAGCCAAUCGAAUACGUCACGAAGACUCUGAGGCCGUCAACAGCGGCGGAAAAGAUGCGUGUGGAGGUCUUGUAUCAAUCAAUGCUCCAAGCGGCUCGCUCUUCCUAGGCGAGACUCGUUGUUGCGAAGACGAUGCUAUGAACAACUAGCUUCGGUUUCAAAUACUAAAGCAACACGAUUAUUUUUUAUACAAGGGCGAACAUACCGUAGCUCAUACAGUUUGUGCUAGGGGAAAUACGUUCUAGAGCCUCAAGUUAUAACA
Molecule: messenger RNA, 1348 nt
Organism: Phytophthora nicotianae INRA-310
Lineage: Eukaryota; Oomycota; Peronosporomycetes; Peronosporales; Peronosporaceae
Exons: 1
Coding region: 1-1194 (397 amino acids)
Source: RefSeq, a predicted model, not a curated record